AUGACUAGUCAGAGUAUAUAUACUACCUUCUUUAAUUUUAGUGUUUUUCUUUUUCUUUCACUGCUUUCUCAGUUUGUUUCUCUUGAAACCAGUAGAUUCAAUUCCAAUGAUGGUAAUUUAACCACUCGGUGCAUUGAAUUUGAGAGGAAAGCCCUUCUUCAAUUCAAAGAAGGACUCACAGAUCCUUCUGGUCGGCUUUCUUCUUGGGUUGGCAAAGAUUGCUGUCGAUGGAAGGGUGUGAGCUGCAACAAACACACUGGCAACGUUUUCAAGAUUGACCUCAGAAACCAAGGAGGAGAUUCUUGCAGUUUGUAUGAAGGACUUGCAGACAAUUAUAAUUCCUCAUCGUGUUUGGGAGGUGAGAUAAGUCCUUCUUUGCUCAACAUAAAGUAUUUAAGUUACUUGAAUCUAAGCAUGAAUGAUUUCUAUGGAAUCGCAAUCCCAAAUUUCAUCAGUUCACUUGAGAAAUUGAGUUAUCUCAGUCUUUCUCAAUCAAAUUUCGGUGGAAUGGUUCCACCUCAUCUUGGAAAUCUGUCAAACUUCCAAUAUAUCGACCUCUCUGCAUUUGUUUUUUACUACAAUAUUUGGGCAUCGGAUUUAUACUGGCUUGUUGGCCUAUCUUCUUUGAAGUAUCUUAAUCUUGGUGGUGUGAACCUGAGUGAAGCAACAGAUUGGUUGCAAUCAAUUAAUACGAUGCCGUCUUUGUCUGAGUUACACUUGCUUGAUUGUCAACUCCCCAACUUUCCAAAAGCUAUACAGAAUAUAAAUUUCACUUCCCUCUUGGGCCUCGAUCUCUCUUUUAACGAUUUAAACAAUUUUACGGGUUCCAUUGUCAAUGCUGCUUUGGGAAACUAUCAUAACUUGCAAUCACUAGAUUUAUCUUCUAACUCUAUUACUGGUGACAUAAGUGAACUUAUAGAGGGAUUGUCUGGGUGUUAUAACAGAAGCUUGAAGGAGUCGAUAUUGGAAUCCAACAAAUUUAAUGGGAAGUUGCCCGAUUCGUUGGGACACUUGAAUUAUUUGAGAUCCCUUGUACUGAAUGAUAAUCUGAUCUCAGGUCCAAUUCCAGAAUCUGUUGGAAGGUUGUUUUUUGUAAAGGAAUUGGACCUUUCUUUUAAUGAGAUGAAUGGGUCUAUCCCUACAAGUUUAGGAAGACUCACAGAGUUGACUAAAUUGCAACUCUUCCAUAAUUCUUGGAAAGGCCUCAUGUCCCAAAACCAUUUACGUGGUCUUGCAAAACUACGAGUUUUCUCCAUAUCUUCAAACACAACUUGCAUUUUUAAUGUGACACACGAAUGGAUUGACAUGCUUGACUUAUGUGACAACCAAAUUGGUGGUGUUGUUCCCAACUCAUUAGGAAUUUCCUUGGUGGACUUGAGUUUCAAUCGCCUGGAAGGCACAAUCCCACUCUGGCCUAAUGCAACGUUUCUCUUUCUGAACUGCAAUUUAUUUUCAGGAGCGAUUCCUUUGACUAUUGGCAGUAUCAUGUCAUCAUUAAUCACGCUUAAUCUUUCUGGGAACUCUCUAAGUGGUACCAUUCCUUUGUCCAUAUGUAAAUUGAAAGCUUUGACUGGCCUCUAUCUUUCAGACAAUCAUCUAUCCGGAAAAAUUGCCAUCCAUUUGGGGGACUUGCGAGCUCUUGGGAGCGUAGUUCUGUCCCAAAACAAUCUCUGGCCAUGUUCCUGA
Camellia sinensis is the source of this 1686-nucleotide messenger RNA. Lineage: Eukaryota; Viridiplantae; Streptophyta; Magnoliopsida; Ericales; Theaceae. The record is from RefSeq and is a predicted model, not a curated record.